AUGCAAAGCAGAGAGCAAUGCAUGAUGGAUGUGCAUGAAGAACAGCAGCAGCAGCAGGGGGAGGAGCAACAGCAAGAAGAGCAGCAGCACCAUGAGCAGCAGCAGCACCAUGAGCAGCAGCAGCAUCAUGAGCAGCAGCAGCAGCAUGAACAGAAGAAGCAACACGGGCAGCAGCAGCAACAUGAGCAGCAGCAGCAUCAGCAGCAGCAGGCCGUGCCUUUGAAAAAGCGCGUAGUUACUUUUUCUCCAGCGGAAAAGGAUGUGAAAAGUACAGCAAUAAGUCCUUCCCGCUUCUACGCACAUCCUGCAGGCAGCAGCAGCAGCAGCAGCAGCAGCAGCUCAAGCUGCAGUGUCACGGGGUGCAAAGCACAGGAAGAUAGCUGCAGCAGCUGGAGCUCUUUUCCCCGUAAAAAAAAGUCAGCAGAAUGUUCUGCUGCUUCUGUCUUCAGUGCAGCAGCAACAGCAGCACCCGCCAGCAGCAGCAGCAUCAGCAGCAGCAGCUUUCUCAGCAGUCCGGUGUCUGCCUUCCAGCGAGUGCGCUUGUGGAGGCGCGUUGAAUCCCUGCUGCUGCAGCAGCAGCAGGAGCAGCAGCAGCAGCAGGAGCAGCAGCAGCAGCAGCAGCGCAAGGCGAAUCCUUUGGUGCCUCUUUGGGUGUUUGAGAAGCAAGCAGAAGCAGCAGCAUUUGCUGCGCUGCUGCGGCGGCGGCUGCCUGCUGCUGCUGUUGCAGUGUGGGCUGAAGAAACUGCAGAAACGGGGCUGCGGCGGUUUUGCUGCGGCUCUUUGAGAGCCCUUCUUGCUGCUGCUGCUGCUGCUGCUCGCAAAGCAGAACGGAUCCGACAGCUGCAGCCUCUCAUCCAUGCGCGUCCUGCUGAUAUUCGUGCUGCUGCCGCUGCCGCUGCUGCUGCUGCUGCUGCUGCUGCUGAGCGUGCUGCUAUGGAGUACCCUGUCAAAAGCAGCAGCAGCCUGACAGAGGAUGGCGACGGCAGCAACGGCAGCAGCAGCAGCACCACCACCUGCACCACCAACGAGAACAGCAACAACUGCAGCAACUGCAGCAGCGACAGUAGCAGCAGUAGCAGCAGCAACAACAGCAGCAGCAACAGCAGCAGCAGCAACAGCAGCAGCAGGGUGUGCAACCUGUACGAGGUGCUGGAAAGCGGGCGGCCUGUUUGGCUCUACUUCGACUUGGAAUAUUUGUUUCACCUGAAUCCGCAGCAGGCGUCAGCAGCAGCAGCAGCAGCAACGUGGCAGCAGCUGCUGCUGCAGCUGCGGGGCUUCUUGUGCAGCAGCUGCAGCAUCUGCUGCCACCCCAGCGAGUUCGUCUCGCUUGACGGCACCAGCAGCAAAAAGUUUUCAAAGCAUUUAAUAAUAAAGGCAAUUCGGCAAAACAAACAAAUGCAAGAAAAAAGAAACCAACAUCCAGCCAUGUGGCUUCUGCGAGAGGACGCAGACGCUGCUGCUGCUGCUGCUGCUGCUGCUGCUCCUGCUGUUUCCUCUCCUGCUGCUGCAGCGGGAGCUGAAAGCGUGAUUCAGAAAGGUGGUGCCGAUGAAACGGCAGCAGCAGCAGCAGCAGCAGCAGCAGAAACGACACAGCAGGAUGAUGGAGAUGGCUCACCUGCAGCAGCAACGCCCAGCGCAGCAGACGCAGCAGCAGGAGCAAAAGCAGAAGCAGCAGCUACAGCAUCGUCACCAGCAGCAUCAACAACAGCGCCAGCGACAAGGCUAGCAGCAGCACUGACAAAUGCAGCAGCAGGAACAGCAGCAGCAGCAGCAGUAGCAGCAGCAGCAGCAGAAAGGGGCCAAUCAACUUUAAUGGCUGACGCCCAGACGGCUGGACGCUUUGCGGAGGUCUUCGUUAUGCAUCUUUCUAACCGCAUGUACAUUCUUCACCAGCAGCAGCAGCAGCAGAAACUGAAGCAGCAGCAGGAGCAGAAGCAGCAGCAGGAACAACAGCAGCAGGAUCAGCAGCAGCAGGAACAACAGCAACAGGAAUACCAACAGCAGGGAGAGAUUCAAGGGGAACAGAACCCGCAACAACAGCAGCGGGAGGAACAGCAGCAGGAGCAGCAGCAGGAGGAAGAGCAGCAGCAAGGACAGCAGCAGCAGGAGCAUCAGCAGCAAGGACAGCAGCAGCAGGAACAUCAGCAGCCGCAGGAGCGGCUGGCGCCUCAGUGCGAGCAAACUGAGCGCGAGGAGCAGCACACGGGGCAGCAGCCUCCACAGCAGCAGCAGGAACAGCAAAACCACAGAAGCUGCGGCUGUGCUGCAGCAGCAGCAGCAGCUACUUUAGAUGAUUUGCUGCUGCUGUUUCCCAUAGCAGAAGAAACAGGCGAAAGACGCUGCCUCAUUGACUUAGCUGUAUACACUCGUAACAGGUGCUUCAGGCUACUGGGGUCUUCUAAGUAUGGACAAGACACCCCACUAACGGUACUUGCUGCUGCUGCUGCUGCUGCUGCUGCCUCUGCUGCUGCUUUUGCUUCUGCUGUUAGUGCUGCUGCGGGCAACUGUGCGUGUCUUUGUGGGUGCAUGGCUUCAUGUGCUGCUGCAACUUGCUGCCGAUGGCAGGCCUGCGUCCACAACAGCAGCUGUGUCACACUGCCUCUGCUGCUGCUGCUGCUGCUGCUGCUGCUGUUGCAGGUGAGCAGCGAAUGCUGCUAUCCCUUGGGGCCCAUACUCGAGCUGCAGCUGCUGCGCAGCCUGGUCAGCUUCGUUCCCCCAGGGCUUGAAAUUCCUCUUUUCCACCAUCCCUUAAUUGCGCCUGCUGCUGCUGCUGCUGCUUCUGCUGCUGCUGGAGGCAAACGCAGCAGCAGCAUCUGGGAAAUGCAGUGGGACGAAACUGCAGAAAGCAGCAGCAGCGGCAGCUCGUUGAGGCGGCUGCUGCCCGCGCGGCCCGUCUUCAGCGCAGAGGCACCGGGGGGCAUUCAGAUGAAGCAGCCAGCAGCAACAGCAGCAGCAACAGCAGCAGCAGCAAACCCGUUGCACUUCUCGUUUGAGACUGAGUCUGUUCCCGGCCUCCCCUCGCACAUCCCAGGGCUGCGCGACGCUGCUGCCUUCAUAGUUGCCUUUUGGGACCAGGUGAGGGAUGCAGCAGCAGCGGCAGCAGCAGGGCAGCAGCUGCGCGAAGUGCAGCAGCAAGAAGUGCAGCAGCAGCAGCAGCAGCGGGCGCUACGCGGCUGCAGCUGCGUCUAUUACCCCUCUUCUGAGACCCUGGCAAUAACCCCAAGAAACAAUCGGUACUGCAUGAACUUAGGAAGACAGCACAAGUCCAAUGGCAUCUUGCUCGUGCUGCAGAUACACCAGGGCCUCUUUUGGCAAAAGUGCCACGAUCCAGAUUGUCAGCAGUUCCGUUCUCCCAGAUUUAGUCUGCCUGCGGCUCUCACAGACGCGAGCGCGCUGCUGCUGGACGCUGCUGCUGCUGCUGCUGCUGCUGACGGCGGCGAAGACCCGGCUACUGCGGCAGCUGCUGCUUCCCCGGACUGUGCUGGUGUUACUGCGGCAAGAGCAGCAGCAGCAAACUGUACAACUAGUGCUGUCGCACCAAUGGACUGUGCUGCUGCUGCUGCUGCUGCUGCUGCGACAGGGUGCAGCCCGCCUCUGCAAAGUGCAGCAGCCGCAGCAGCAGCAACAGACGCAGCAGCAGCUCCUGCGGGUGCGCCAUGCGGCGGUGCGGCGUGCUGGCAGCAGCAAAAUCCAACACCUUCUUCCCAUCUGCAGCUGCAGCAGCAGCUGCAGCAGCUACCCCAGCACCAGCCACGCGACAUUGAACAGGAGCAGCAGCUGCAAAUGCAGCAGCUGCUGCUGGACUUCGACAACUUUGAAGCGUUUUGA
Messenger RNA from Eimeria necatrix, 3828 nucleotides. RefSeq lists its product as hypothetical. Gene Ontology annotation, cellular component: nucleus; mitochondrial matrix. The transcript is spliced from 2 exons. The record is from RefSeq and is a predicted model, not a curated record. Bases 1 to 3828 code for a protein of 1275 amino acids. Gene Ontology annotation, biological process: mitochondrial DNA replication; response to UV; replication fork processing. Gene Ontology annotation, molecular function: chromatin binding; DNA-directed DNA polymerase activity. Lineage: Eukaryota; Apicomplexa; Conoidasida; Eucoccidiorida; Eimeriidae.